Molecule: messenger RNA, 314 nt
Organism: Staurois parvus
Lineage: Eukaryota; Metazoa; Chordata; Amphibia; Anura; Ranidae
Source: the annotation of a GenBank genome assembly
UAGUGAAUGCGGGGUCCGGGGAGAGCGGAUAUAGUGAAUGCAGGGUCCGGGGAGAGCGGAUAUAGUGAAUGCGGGGUCUGGGGAGAGCAUAUAUAAGCGAAUGCGGGGUCCGGGGAGAGCGGAUAUAGUGAAUGCGGGGUCCGGGGAGAGCGGAUAUAGUGAAUGCGGGGCCCGGGGAGAGCGGAUAUACAGAUAUAGCAAAUGCGGGGUCCGGGGAGAGCGGAUAUAGCGAAUGCGAGGUCAGGGAAGAGCGGAUACAGUGAAUGCGGGGUCAGGGGAGAGCGGAUAUAGUGAAUGCGGGGUCCGGGGAGAGC